AUGGCUGAAGCUAUUGUUUCAUCUAUAAUUAAAAGUGUGGGAGGGUUAGUAGUUUCAGAAGCUAAAUUCUUGCAUGGAGUUGAAGAACAAGUCAACAAUGCCGAAAUCAAGCUUCGAUGUAUGAGCGCUUUCUUGAAAGAAGCCGAUGCUUGGGCCAGAGAUGGACGAAAUGAGAGAGUAGGCCUUUUGGUUGAGCUGAUGAGAGAAAAAUCUCUUGACUUGGAAGAUGUUAUUGAAACUUACCUCUUCCAAGUGGCUAAUAAUAAUAAUUCUAAUUGGUUAAUUCAUUGGCCUGCUCACUCAGUUAAUGUCCAUAAAGUUGGAUCAAAGAUAAACAAGAUCUCAUCCAACAUUGCUACUUGGACAACUGAAUUAAAAGAUAUUGGAGUACUAGAGACUUCAGUGUUAAACAAUCAUGAUCAUCAAGCUUCUUCAAGCCAUUCUUCGUUGGAAAAUGAGUUGAGGAAAGUUCCUUCUCAUGUUGUGGACAAUCAUGUUGUUGGCUUCAACAAUGACAUCAAAGAGUUGGUAGCCCUUUUGACUGAAAAAGAGAAAUCUCAUAAGCAUAAGGUGAUUUCGGUCUAUGGUAUGGGUGGUUUGGGCAAAACUACUCUUGCAAGAAAGGUCUAUCAACAUCGUAAAAUCAAGAGACAUUUUGAUUGUUAUGCUUGGGUUUCGAUAUCUCAGCAAUGUAAUAGACGCGAUGUAUGGGAAGGUAUUUUAUUUGGUUUCACAUCUCCCACAAAUGAACAAAGAAAUCACAUCAAAAGCUUAAGUGAUGAUGAAUUAGCUAAGGAGCUUCAUGACUUCCAAAUGAAGUGGAAAUGUUUGGUGGUUCUUGAUGAUAUAUGGACUACUACAACAUGGGAUCUUCUAAAAAAUGCAUUCCCUAUUACUAAUCAAGGAGACACAUUACAUAGUAAGAUCUUACUCACUACUCGCAAAAAGAAUGUAGCUUUGCAUGUGGAUCGACGUUGUCUCAUCCAUGAACCUCAUUUGCUCGAUGAAGACGACAGGUGGGAGCUGUUUCGGAAAAAGUACUUCCCAGUUGGGGCGGAUCAUCCAUCAAACUCAAAUGAUAAUGAAAGGAAGAAAGAAUUGGCACUAGAGAUGGUUGAAAAGUGUGGUGGUUUGCCAUUAGCUAUCAUUGUGCUUGCUGGUGUUCUAUCCAAGAAACACACCCUACUUGAUUGGGAGCAGACUAAAACAAACAUAUUGCAGUGUAUAAAUGAAGGCGAACAACAUGAUGAUGACUCAAAAUACCGUAGUGUUUCGCGGGUGUUAGGUUUGAGUUACGACGAGUUACCAUCUCACUUAAAGCCUUGUUUUCUGUACUUGGCUCGUUACCCUGAAGAUGUCACGAUAGAAGUAAAAGAUUUAUGCCUUGUGCUCGUAGCAGAAGGUUUUAUAUCAAUAAGAAACAAUUCUAGGAACACUUUGGAGGAAGUGGCUUAUGAUUGGUUAAGCGAGUUGGUGGAUAGGAGUAUGAUUCAGGUAAAAGAAAUGAGCUCGAUAGGAAGAAUAAAAUCAUUUUGCAUUCAUGAUCUUAUGCGAGACUUGUGCUUAUUGCCUCGAGCCAAAGAUGAAAUGUUUUUACAUUUUAUUGGCUCGAUUGAGAAUGGAGGGGAAGAGCCAAUAGAAACAAAUGCAAGAAGAGUUUCCAUCGAUAAUGCUGAGUGUGUUGAUUAUGAUUUUGUUCCUAUGGUUCAAAAUAUAAAGGACUCUCUUAGGUGCCUUAUUGUACAAUGUGAAUUAAUUGUGUUUGAUAAAGGAGCAUUGAGACACAUAUGCAAAAGCUUUUUGAUGCUUAGAGUUUUGAUCAUUGAUAACAAAGGAGCUAAAUGUUCCUUAAAGUUGCCUAAAGAAAUUGGAAAUCUUAUUCAUCUAAGGUUAUUUAGUGGUCCUGAUGCAAUUGAAAAGAUUCCAUCUUCUUUUGGCAAUUUCAAAGGCUUACAAACUUUGAGAGUAUACACUAAGAGUGCUAAAAUACCAAAUUCAAUGUUCAAGUUGGAACAAUUGAGGCAUCUAUACUUUUUAGAUGUUGAGAUAAAAAUUGGUAAAUUCUUGAGAUCAACUAAGUCGAGAAAUUUACAAACAUUGGUAGGUAUUGGUACCAAGGAUCUUGUUCUGAAUGAUUUACUGCAACAACUGAAGAAUCUCAAGAAAUUAACAAUUCGGGUGGACAGCAAUUUCGCCAAAUUUUCACACAAUCCCCAAUCUCUCAAACUCAUUCAUCUUUUGUCUUUACAAGUAUUGGGGACUGUCUUCAUGUGCAUAGAUAUUGUUCCUUUGAUAUUAACUUGUCCUAACAUUUAUAAGCUCAGACUGCACUCGGAUAUAGUAAGAUUACCUCAAGCCGACCAAUUCUCCAAAAAUCUUAUGAAGUUAGAGUUGCAAUCACUCUCACUUAACGAUGAUCCAAUGCCAACAUUAGAAAAGCUACCAGAAUUAAGAGUCCUUGUUAUUGGUGAAAGUAGCUUUAUCGGGGAUAAGAUGAGUGGGAAGUGGAGGAGAGUGCAUUGUCCAGGCUUUUCCAUCUGCAUAUCGAUAAAUGCAUCCGAUUGA
Cannabis sativa is the source of this 2565-nucleotide messenger RNA. Its product is annotated as putative disease resistance protein At1g50180. Lineage: Eukaryota; Viridiplantae; Streptophyta; Magnoliopsida; Rosales; Cannabaceae. Gene Ontology annotation, biological process: defense response to other organism. The coding region runs from base 1 to 2565 and encodes 854 amino acids. The transcript is spliced from 3 exons. The record is from RefSeq and is a predicted model, not a curated record. Gene Ontology annotation, molecular function: ADP binding.